Wyeomyia smithii (pitcher-plant mosquito) is the source of this 3948-nucleotide messenger RNA. It is a transcript of the gene ETHR, whose product is annotated as thyrotropin-releasing hormone receptor. Gene Ontology annotation, biological process: G protein-coupled receptor signaling pathway. Lineage: Eukaryota; Metazoa; Arthropoda; Insecta; Diptera; Culicidae. Bases 2396 to 3724 code for a protein of 442 amino acids. The transcript is spliced from 3 exons. Gene Ontology annotation, molecular function: thyrotropin-releasing hormone receptor activity. The record is from RefSeq and is a predicted model, not a curated record. Gene Ontology annotation, cellular component: plasma membrane.
ACAAAAGGCGAUUUUCGACCAAAAAUCUUUUUUCGAUAUAACGCCAGUUCACGUUUUUAUGCUUUUUCAAAUCAUUUGGCAUCAAAAAAAAUCUGAUUUUCCCAAUUUCAUAUACUCCCCCCUUGGUAGAUUUUCGAGGGUCACAAGAAUCACAACUUUGAACGCUUUGAGACAUCCCAAAACAAUUUACGAUUGCGUAUGUCAUUCAUUAUUUCGAAGACAUCAUCAGGCUAAAAAGGUGAAAAGCGCUAAUAAAUUUAGUUCCACUUUUUGCCCUUCUGGACCACUGUGCCUUGGAAAUACUGAACAUAUUUUUUCUUUUCGCCGCACGAGUUCAAUAGCUUUUAGUCAAUCGGAAUGACACUGUACUCAUUUUUACCUACUUGAGAUAGAAUGACCCAUCCAAAACGUGAUAAACUAAGCUAAGACAUAUUGUCAACAAAUUACUUUGACAAUUUAGUAUUUUAUUGAGGCGUCAUAUACAUUUAGUUUUGUAAAAACGUUUGAUUUCGUGGAAAACAAUCCUCAUUUGUUUGAACUUACUUUUGUCAAUUCAUUAAAAAACAGCGGCUGAAGGGCAUCUAGAGUUCCUAAGAGUUUACUAAAAUGCUACAUCAAGAAAAAUAAAGUGCCGUGAUUGGUUUCAAGACGAUAUUUCUGGUGUUGACGACUGUCCGCGUGAAGGAACCUUCCAAGACGCUGAAUCGAAGGAACUGCUCGAAUGAAAUCUAUGCCGAACGCAGGAACAGCUCACUUCGGUAUUAGAAGUUACCUGCCAAAUCAUUUCCAAGUGAUUGCAUGCUUUAGGAAUAGUUCUAAAACAAGCUUCCUUACUAUAUGAAGCCAAAGGUCGUUGAGCCUGAAACUUAUGAAACGUCGGAGAGGCAGCGUGAAAUGCUAGUCUAGCUUCUACUCAUAAAAACCUGGUGAUGAACAUACCACGAAGAUUGAAUAUGGUUUUACAAAACAAAGGACAAGCCACAAAAUAUUGAAAGUGAGUUUUGUAACGUAAAAGGUCACUUUGCUAACGAUAUGUAGAGAAAUAAAGCUAAUUUGGAAUGUUUUGUAUAUAUAUUUCAAUAGUGUAUUUAUUUUUUUCACCACUUUAAAAACACUAACUCACGCAAAAAAAAAAUUGGAAUCACUGACACAGAAAUUUCUCCAGUUAUUUCUCCGUUUUCUCUUUCAAAAAGAGUGUCUGCAGAUCAUAAUGACGUAACAUAACAUCCUACAACAAUUAAAAUCACUGCGCAAAUGUGAAAAAUUAUCCAACACUGCAAGUGUAUUUAUUAUUUUCUCCAUAUUUGUAUAUCUGAUAUAUCAGAACUCAUAUCGAAAACGGAAGAAGUUUGUGCACUAAUCCUCUGGCCGAGAUGGAAUAUAACUGAGAAGUUCAUUAAAAAUAUAUUGACCGUCUAGCGCACUAUCCAUCUUGCAGAGUCUUCCCAGCCCCAGCAGUAGACACGAUACACGAAAUUGCCGGCUGUUUAAUCCAUCAAGGAUGCAAUGCGUUCAUUGCCUAUAAAUUACCCUCCAAGCCAACACUAAUCCUCGCACUUAUCAUCCAAUUCAACUCAACCGCAUUCGGGCCCCCGAGCAGCAUCACGAUGCAGCUGACACCGUAGGUUAAUAACACGGUGGCGGUGGCGCUCUCGAUGCGUCGUCGUCGUCGUCGUCGUCGUUGUCGUGAGAAAGUUGUAAAUCACCCGUUCGCAAUUUCAUCCGCAACGCAGCAAAAGCCAGUUAGCAGCUACGACGAUGGCAAGCAACAUUACCAUCAGUUGGUGUUUUUUAUCGUCCAAUGCAAGAACCGUUGUUAGACAGGAUCACGCGCUUGCAUCUAAUGGCCAGACAGCUACCGUUCUAUGCUAGAAGCAAAGUACUAAGCGAUAUGGAGCAAAAGAACCAUUGGAUAGUAUAUAUUAUUUAUGGCCGUCUCUUGUGAGGUCAAAUCUCUAGCUUUGUUAUCAAAUAUUUUCUUCGAUCUAAAUUGCUAAAAAACACUUUAAAAAAAAUGUUGCAGAGCACCAACCUAACAGUUGUGUUUGUUUAGUUCUACCCAAUAUGUGGCAAGGGAUUUUACAUUAUCACCUUAUGUGGUCACCAUUCACUAGACAGAACAUAAUUGCCACCAACGCUUUGUGAAGAUUAGUCAAUAGCGUGUAUGGCGCGGUACGUGACGAGCGUCACAACCGUGAGUGUAGUACUGCAAUCAUUCCGUAACUUGUAAAUCAUGUCACACUUUUGAGUGAUUGUUGUUGGAAAAGCGAAAAUAUAAGAGCAAUCGUUGCAGCCACAUGUUCGUUUCAUGGAUCUGAUGUAAGCACCUUACACUGUGUAUUUGGAUUCUAAUCUGCUGUUAGUGUUCUAGAAGCUAUCCCGCAGCCCGAUCUUGAUGAUCUCGUCGUACGAGUACGUAGAGUACGUCAACGGGAAGUUGGUCGCCUCCUGUUUGACGCCGGUGGAGAAUUUCUGGCACGCGGGUUUUUUCAUCGGCAGCAUCGUGGUGUUCUUCAUCUUCCCGCUUUUCAUCCUGGUGGUGCUGUACUCGGUGAUCGCGAAGAAUCUCAUGGACAAUCCGGGCAUCAUCAUGUCGAACGCCACCGGCAACCGGAACAAUGUGAUCAAGUACCGGAAGCAGGUCACCUUCAUGCUGGGGGCGGUCGUCGUCAGUUUCUUCUUCUGUCUGUUACCGUUCCGAGCGUUAACACUGUGGAUCAUCAUCGUACCGAGCGAGAAGAUCGUUUCGAUCGGCAUCGAGCGUUUCUAUAUCAUCUUGUACUUUUGCAGGAUAAUGUUAUACAUGAAUUCGGCCGUCAAUCCGAUCCUGUACAAUCUGAUGUCUUCGAAGUUUCGCAACGGAUUCCUGCAGCUUCUGGGCUGCAGCAAACUGGUUCGAUCGGAUACGCUAUCGUCAGGAGUACGGAAGGGAACAUUUCACACGACAUCGACGAAUCUGAGCAGCUCUCACAAUAGCUCAUGCCAAAGGCGGCUGACUCGGGAAGAGAGCAGUGUCAGCGGAAGUGUUCGAGCGAUUGCAGAAAACAGUGGCAGGAAACGACUGCUGCAUCACAGACACAGCAGCACGGUAUCGAUCCGGUCUUCGCAUAACGAACACCGAGAGAGUGUCACCGGAAACAGUAUUUUGGAAACUAGUCCAUUAAAAGCUAGCAAAAUUGAUGAGAUAGAUGAAACAAUGUCGCUACCAAAUGGUUACGGUUUCCAUAGAUGUAAGCUAAACGCUAGUAAGUGUAAUGUUAGUUAUACUGCCAACAGUUGUAACAGUAAGACUAGUCAUCGGGUGAAUGGGAGCGUCUCGGUAGAACCGACAACCAUUCACCAAACCGACAAUAAACAGUUAGUUCUAAGGAAAGCUAUCGUUGUGGUACGUAAAGUAGAGGAUCAGCCGUCGGCAGAACGGCAGAACGAUUCAGAUCAGAUCUCAAACGAACACGAACAGUUUGGGGUGGGAAAUCCCGACUGCAUAACCACUGUCAUCCUUGACAGUUGUGGUUGCAAGCACCAGUUUGCGUCUAUCACUGCCAAAAAUGAAACGAAGGGCCGUAGUGUUGAUUCCUCCGGUUGCAUCGAACAGGGCGCCAAUAGUGAGACUAUUUCUCGCGCCGGGUUCGAUUCGGGUCACAGCAGUUUUGGCAAAGAGAAAGAUUCCGAUGAGAUUACUAAAAUUAGGCAGUUUUACGGCUCCAUGGAAUGUGAUAUCUAAAAAAGGAGAAAAGAAACGAGAACAUAGGACAUAAAUCACGAUUCGAUUGAUAUUUUGAGCUACCCCAUCUCAAACGAAUGAGUAAAAUCUCGCCCGAAUCUAUCGUUUUGCAAAGCAAUGUGUGAGAAUGUGGUGAGCAAGAAAAAUUAUAGUAUUGUACACGUAUUAUUUAUUGGCAUUAGGCAAUAAACAGAGAGGAAUUAAUUUAUGUAAUAAAACUGUGG